UCCUACCAAAACUAAAUCCCCCCUAAAACUCCCCCCCAUUCCUUGGUCCCGGUUCUGCAGAACUGCUUCCUUAGUUUACAACUACCCCUCCAUCCCUUGCUCAAAUUCAAGCACCACUCGCAAAUCAGGUAGGUUGGUCUCUUCCUUUCUCUUCGUCUUUCCCUUGGCAGUAUGUUUUAGUUUCAUGUUUGGUGGAGUCACUUGCAACGGUCUCACUGAAUCACCGUCGUGGAGAGGACCCUCCAGGGUCUGCUGUCGUCUCUUUUAAAACCAUUCCCUCCAUCCUCCCUCUCUCUUACAUUUCUUUGCUUUUUCUUCUUCCGUCUACAUUCUUAAGUCUCUACUUGGUCGGCUUUUGUGAAAUUUUCUCAAAGUUCGACGUGACUACUUUACCAAAGAAAUCAUCGCAUCCAACCCCUCAUUUUCGUUGUGACAUCUCAAUCCGCAAGUGCUUACUACCAGAAUAGUUUCCAGCCCCGUUGUAGGAAACAUCAAUAAAAAUGUCUAAGCUCUUUAUCGGCGGCCUUGCCUGGCACACCACUGACGAGACCCUCCGUGAGGGAUUCUCGCAAUAUGGAACAAUCGAAGAAGCCAUCGUCGUCAAGGACCAUGACACCCACCGCAGCCGUGGAUUCGGAUUCGUCCGCUUCGCUUCUGAUGCUGAGGCCGACGCUGCCAUGAACGCCAUGAACAACCAGGAAUUCGACGGCCGUGUCAUCCGUGUCGACAAAGCCUCGGAGUCGAGACCGCGCAUGGGCGGUGGUGGUGGAUUCCAUGGACGCGGUGGCUACAACCGUGGCUACAACGGCGGCGGCUGGCGUUCCCAGCAGCAGGAGCCUGAGGCUGCAGAGUAAGCUGCGCAAGCUAUUAUAGCAUUGCCGAUGGCUUACUACGGACCGGUCUCUUGUCCUAUCCUUCAUUUCUUUUCACGAUUUUUUCCCUCUUUCUCGCAUGUCAGCUGCUGUUAGUCCCUUCGGA
This is a messenger RNA of Aspergillus vadensis CBS 113365, 978 nucleotides long. Its product is annotated as RNA recognition motif domain-containing protein. Bases 501 to 854 code for a protein of 117 amino acids. NCBI's taxonomy places the organism in Eukaryota, Fungi, Ascomycota, Eurotiomycetes, Eurotiales, Aspergillaceae. Gene Ontology annotation, molecular function: RNA binding. The transcript has 5 exons. The record is from RefSeq and is a predicted model, not a curated record.